AUGGCACGUCAUUCAUCGGACGAUACUUCCAGCGAGGCGGCACUUGGGCCACGGAAGCUGGUUCCUGUCGAUACUGAGCUUGAAAAGCUCCUGUACCAGCCAAUUGCUCUGGAAUGUGCCAUCAAGGAGGCCUUUCCAGACUCUCGAUCCCGUCCGGAUGAGUCGGCCCCGGUUGGACACGACCCCUUGGUGGCGGGACCUCAGGCGUUCAAGUGUUUUGUCUACAAACUAGCUCAAGUCUGCGACAGUGAGCGUGGAGGCAACACAAUCACCGCUAUCGCCGUCCUCGAGGGGUGUGGUCAACCAGAGUACGUGAUCGCGUCCAACCAGAGGAGGCAGUACCAACUGGAUGACGUAUCGAGCUUUCUCCGAGGCCUCCUGGAGUCCGUUGCGCAGAAGGCUGAAGAAAAGCUGAAGCGUCAAACCCUGCAGAAACAGGUGCUUUGGGACAUCUUGCGCUUCAAUAUGUCCAGGGUCAAGCCCUACCUCAGCAACCUGUCCAAGUACCUGCAAGAGUGCAUCGCCCAUUGCUCCAGACAACAGGACACCGAUAAGAUUCUUCAAAAGGAACUGGAGGCGCUCUUGUCCAGAGCCAGCUUUGUCACAGACACUGCAACUUCGCCAAGCACUCAGCCCAAAUUUCUAUCGGACUGCGAGACCCUCAUCAAGGCCAUAGUAGCCCUGAGAGGUGGCAAAGUUGAAGAGGCCAUCGUUAGCAAAGCGAGAGAGGGAGAGUUCUCGAGCUCAGAGCCCUGGUGCGAGCUGCGACACUAUCUUGGUCGCCUCCACUCCUAUCGUCAAGCUGCAGAGGUGAUUAUUCUCUCUCUAGAGCGCUGGCCGUUAUUGUUCUCCAACUUCAAAAUCACGACUGUCCCGUCUGUAAAACAGCGGGGCCGGCCUCUGAAACCUUCUGAUAAGCACACGGCCUGUGAGAUUAUUCAGGGGAUGACUGCUGGCAGGUUCGAUGCCGAGCAGUAUCUAUCCCAGGCGGCCGAGCUCGAGCAAGUGGCUGGUCUCGAUAGCCUGGUCCAAGAACAAGUACAGAAGAUGUGCCGACCUAUGGUCCACGCUGAGGUUCUCCUCCACGACUACCUCCUCAACCGUGGUGUUCAGCACCAACGAGACUACUACAACGGGUGGAAGUACAUCGGCACGAGUAAGCCCCCCUGCCGCCUCUGUUCGUACUAUUUCCAGUACCACACAGACGAGGUGGAAGUUCGGAACUCGCACCGGAACCUGUACCCGCGGUGGCGCCUGCCCGACGUGUACGAGGACCAGGGCCAGGAGGCUGUGGAUGGCAGACUGGAGCUGCUGGAGGAGAUCACGGCGAGCGCGCAGGAAGACGCAAAGAGGACUCUCAAGGAGCGCAAGGCGCCACGCAAGGGCCACGAUUCAAACACCUACUCGAGCAUGCCGAGGUCUCUCAAGCAUGCGGAGGUCGAGUCCGACUUUGGGAGCGAUACUGCAUCGGAGCCAGCUCGUAAUGAUCACACCCCGGAGAUCGAAUCUCCGUCGACGGCAAGCGGCGAUGAAGAUGACGAUGACGAUGACGAUGACCAGUUGUACAUCUCGCUCGGGGAGGAGACGGACACUGAUGAAGGCGGCUCAUGCGUGUAG
Thyridium curvatum is the source of this 1617-nucleotide messenger RNA. RefSeq lists its product as uncharacterized. The record is from RefSeq and is a predicted model, not a curated record. Bases 1 to 1617 code for a protein of 538 amino acids. Lineage: Eukaryota; Fungi; Ascomycota; Sordariomycetes; Thyridiales; Thyridiaceae. The transcript is spliced from 4 exons.